GUCUGAUUGGCUCGCGCACGCCAGGUGCGAACUCAGCUGUUCUUUCGGACAACAAAGGCUCGGUCUCCCCCAGAGCUUCUUUAAAUGUUCACGGGAUUGUUUUGUUUGUCCCAGCCACCAAGGGGGGACGCACUCAGCAUGCGCUUUCCCCGAGUUUCUAGGCGACAUUCACGAAUGAGACCGAACCAACGCCGUCGCUGCCGCCCGCUUGCUUUUCUUCUUCCAGCCUGAAAAGAAGCAGAAAGAAAAUAUUCGAAAGAGGCGUGGCUCAUACAUAUUAAUCGACUCUACCGCGGUCGUCAUAGCAAUGCAGUAAUGAUUAUUGACGGCUCUGCUCCCUGAUUGGUGGGCGAAGGACUAAAUUACUAAACCACCUGUUUGGGUGGACUGUUAGAGAAGCUCUGCUGGCUUCUUUGAGGUAAUUUUCGCGCGAGUGGGCGGGGUUUAUACUAAUGAGACCGGGGAAGGAGGCUGGCGCUGCCAAGAUGGCGACGGAAAGGAGUCGCUCUCCGGUGGGGGGCUCGCCAGUGCCGGCCUCGAUGUUCGCCCCAGAGCCCGUCGCGCACGGUGGGACAGUGGCGGCUUUCUCCGGGCCUCACCGCGGCGUCCCAGAGGCUGACUGCAGCGAGGACGGCGAGGUGCUCAAUGGAGAGCCGGAGCUCGAUCUCACCAGCAAGCUAGUAAUGGUGAGCCCAACAUCCGAACAGUAUGAUAGCUUACUCCGACAGAUGUGGGAGAGAAUGGAUGAAGGAUGUGGGGAGACCAUCUAUGUUAUCGGACAAGGGUCAGAUGGGACUGACUAUGGGCUCAGUGAUGGAGACAUGGAAGCUUCCUAUGCCACAGUGAAGAGCAUGGCAGAACAAAUUGAUGCUGAUGUAAUUCUCUUGCGAGAGCACCAAGAAGCAGGAGGCAAAGUGCGUGAUUAUUUGGUGCGGAAGCGUGUGGGUGACAACGAUUUCCUAGAGGUCAGGGUAGCAGUGGUUGGCAAUGUGGAUGCUGGGAAGAGCACUUUGCUGGGUGUCCUCACCCAUGGUGAGCUGGACAAUGGACGUGGUUUUGCUCGGCAAAAGCUUUUUCGCCACAAGCAUGAGAUUGAAUCGGGUCGUACCAGCAGUGUGGGCAAUGACAUCUUGGGCUUUGACAGCGAAGGCAAUGUCGUGAACAAGCCUGACAGCCAUGGUGGAAGUUUGGAGUGGACCAAGAUCUGUGAGAAAUCAACAAAAGUCAUAACCUUCAUUGACCUGGCUGGCCAUGAGAAGUACUUGAAGACUACAGUCUUUGGCAUGACUGGGCAUCUCCCUGAUUUUUGCAUGCUCAUGGUUGGCAGCAAUGCUGGAAUUGUUGGGAUGACCAAGGAGCAUCUGGGUCUGGCAUUGGCACUUAAUGUUCCAGUCUUUGUGGUGGUGACCAAGAUUGAUAUGUGUCCAGCUAACAUCCUUCAAGAAACUCUGAAGCUCUUGCAACGACUUUUGAAGUCCCCAGGAUGCAGGAAGAUCCCUGUGCUGGUCCAGAGCAAAGAUGAUGUUAUCGUUACUGCCUCCAAUUUCAGCUCUGAAAGGAUGUGCCCAAUCUUCCAGAUUUCCAAUGUCACUGGCGAGAAUUUGGAGUUGCUGAAGAUGUUUCUCAAUCUCCUAUCUCCAAGGACAAGUUACCGGGAGGAGGAACCUGCGGAAUUCCAGAUAGAUGACACUUACUCUGUACCAGGUGUCGGGACAGUGGUGUCUGGGACAACCCUGAGAGGCCUAAUCAAGUUGAAUGACACCUUGCUUCUAGGCCCAGAUCCACUAGGCAACUUCUUGCCUAUUGCAGUGAAAUCCAUCCAUCGCAAGCGCAUGCCGGUCAAAGAGGUGCGGGGUGGUCAGACUGCUUCCUUUGCUCUGAAAAAGAUUAAACGCUCCUCUAUUCGGAAAGGGAUGGUGAUGGUGUCACCUCGGCUGAAUCCUCAAGCCUCUUGGGAAUUUGAAGCAGAGAUUCUGGUACUGCACCAUCCUACCACUAUCAGUCCACGCUAUCAGGCAAUGGUACAUUGUGGUAGCAUUCGCCAGACAGCCACUAUUCUUAGCAUGGACAAAGACUGUCUACGCACUGGGGAUAAAGCCACUGUCCACUUCCGCUUCAUCAAGACUCCAGAGUACUUGCACAUAGACCAGCGACUGGUUUUUCGUGAGGGGCGUACCAAAGCUGUGGGCACUAUCACCAAGUUACUCCAGACCACCAAUAAUUCUCCCAUGAACUCCAAGCCCCAGCAGAUCAAGAUGCAGUCCACAAAAAAGGGGCCCUUGACCAAGCGCGAAGAGGGUGGAGCCCAGGCUGGCAUAGUAGUGCUGAACCCCACUGUGGCAGAGGAUGCAGUGUCACUGGUAACAGUUGCCUCAGCACCAUCUGGUGCUCAACAACCACAGGCAAAGGCUGGAGGUGGUGGCCGGAGGCGUGGUGGCCAGCGUCAUAAAGUGAAAUCUCAAGCAGCUAUUGUGACUUCAGCUGGUGGUUGCUGAACAUCUUUUCAAUCAUUGAGAAAUUCACAUCUUCCCGUCCAUUUCUUCAAUUCAAAAACCCGGAGGAGCUUAACCAAAAUCUUUUGCAACCAAUCUCCUACUGUGGAAUUUUGUUUCCCCCAGGCAGGGGAAGGGAGGGAAGUUCCAGAAAAUGUGGGGUUUUCCAUUUAAACGAAGGAAGGUGACAAAGCACACAGGAGACUGACCAACAGCCACCUUCUCCCUUUUCCCCAAAACAUUUUGUACACCUUGAGCUCUUAGUCAUGAUUUUUAUGUUUUUAUUAUGGUGGUUUUGUGUGUGUGUGUGUGUGUGUGUGUGCAUGCGUGCAUGUGUGUUUAGGAGAAUGCAGGUAUAGAAAAGAAAGUACCUGCCUCUUCUCCACUCCCAUGUUCAUCAUUAUGUUAGCUAACCCACUCUCAUUUGCAAUUGGGAAUUUCUGAAAUCCGAGGCCUGUAAGAGUAAGAAUAUAUGGUAGUUGGCUGGGAGGAGAUAGCAGUUCUUCCCCCGUUUCCAGCUGUUUGAAACCAGUACUAGGUCUCUCUCACUGUAAUGUCACCAUGAUCGUAGUUGGUAACUGUCACAAAAGAAACCCCUCAAACCAGCCUCAUCCCAAAACUUGGAUUCCAAUGAGAUCCUAGAAGUCAUAAGUGUGUACUUGUAAGCUUGUUCGCAAGCACUUCAUCCUUCUGGAAGAAAAGAUGGAGAGCUUUGAAAGUGACAGUUGGAGGCUGGAGAGUUUAUUUCACA
Python bivittatus (Burmese python) is the source of this 3243-nucleotide messenger RNA. RefSeq names its product GTP binding protein 1 (gene GTPBP1). Gene Ontology annotation, biological process: translational elongation. Lineage: Eukaryota; Metazoa; Chordata; Lepidosauria; Squamata; Pythonidae. Gene Ontology annotation, molecular function: translation elongation factor activity; GTPase activity; GTP binding. The record is from RefSeq and is a predicted model, not a curated record.